Messenger RNA from Panonychus citri (citrus red mite), 4700 nucleotides. Its product is annotated as probable serine/threonine-protein kinase DDB_G0282963. The record is from RefSeq and is a predicted model, not a curated record. Lineage: Eukaryota; Metazoa; Arthropoda; Arachnida; Trombidiformes; Tetranychidae.
UUAGUUUUCACUUGAACAUCAACUGCCAACAACAAUUAAGUAAUCAACAAUUAGAGAAAAGAAAAUGUGAUCAACUAAUUGAACUUUUUUUUCUAUUAAUCAUUUAUACGAAUUAUGAUUUAGUUUUCCAAUUGAUUUUCCAUGUAAAGGAUUAAGGAAAAAGUUCAAUUUCUUCGGGAUAUUCGGAAAAUCGUUUCUUUCGUGUUUAUGUGACUUUGGUUCUAAUUUUUUAUUUUCAUGAUCGAAAUUCACUAAUUAUGAUUAAAUCAAUGGUGUCACAAUGGUCUCACCUUGUUGGUGCUCUUCUCUCUCUUCCUUGUCUUCUUUUAAUCAUCUUAAUCUAUUGUAUUGGAUUUUCAUUCAUUCGAAUGCCUGGAAAAUGUAAACAUUCACUGAUCAACAUUUUACUCUUAAUCACAAGUACAAUCACUUUAUUCACAGUUUCACUUACACUUCCUAGUUUAUCAUCUUCAUCCUCAUCACUAUCAGGUAACCAUCUUGGUUAUCAUUCUUGUCUUAUAUCAUCAACAUUGGUAAACUUUUCAACUUUAUCAUGUCUCCUAUGGAUGUUAUUAAGUGCUUUCUCAAUGUACCAAAGUUUAACUCAUUCAGCCCAUGAGAUUUCAUUGACCAUCAAUUCAACAUCAACCUCAUCCUCAUCCAAUAACAAUAAUUGUACAAAAUCAUCAACAACCGAUGACAAUGAAGAUGAAGAUGAAAUUGAGCCAAACCAUGAAGAUGAGGAUGAAGAAGAUGAAGAUGAUAAUUUAAAAAUUCCACCAGAUUUACCUCUUCAAUCUCGUUCACAAUAUCAUCACCAUCAUCUUCAUCCUCAUCAUCCUCAUCAUCAAUAUCAUCCAACAGCAACCUUAUCAUCAGGUAUCUUAUCAGGUAAAAAGUCAUCAUUACAAUUAUCAUCAUUGGUAACAAUUUUCAGCUAUUAUCUGUUUGCAUAUGGAUUAAGUACCUUGAUCUGUAUAUCAUGUUUACUUAUCAAUACCAAUAACAACAAUUACAAUCAACAACAAUCAACUCACACAAAUGGAUCAACAAUUUACUCUGCAACAACUUUACACUCACCUUGGAACCUUUUAUCAUCCCAACCUGUUCCCUCAUUAUCAUCAUGUUAUCAUGUAACCCUGAUGACACCCACAGGCUAUAUAAUUACCUAUGGUCCAAUUGUGUUACUUUUUUGCCUUAACCUGAUUGUUUACCUGAUUGUUGGUUGUAUCUUAACCUGCCUUGGAACCAAUAUUGUCUCACCUAAAGGAUCAACAAGCCUACAGCAACAACAACAGCGACAUCAUCAUGACCGAUUUCAUGCUUCCCAUGAUGAUAAUGAAUCAUCAAUUAAAUCUCAUGGAUUAAAUGAUCACACUGAUGGUAAUCAAUCAAUUAAAUUUGAUCUUGAAUGGACUUAUCGAAGACAAUUGUUUGCCCAAAUUGGUUUGUUCAUCCUCUUCACUAAUCUCAUUGUAUCAAUGAUAUUUCUUGUUUCAUGGAGACCAUUUUCAUUUGUAAAUCAUCAUCAUCUAUCAACCACCACCCACUCAUCAUCAUCAUCAUCAUCAUCAUUUCCAAUUGCAGAAGCAUCAAUUUCAUCCGAAACAAUCAAUGGAUCCAUUAUAUCAUUGACAACAUCACCAACCUCAAACUCAAAUUCAAACUUAACGGAAUCACUUUUAAUCCUAACCAACAAUUCAACCUCACAUUUGAUUCCAUUACCUUCAUCCUCAUCCUCAUCUUCAUCAUCUUCAUCUUUUUCUACCAAUGGCCACUCAUCUUAUCUUCCAUCAUCAUCGACCAACUUAAAUGCCUUUCAAAUGGAUCAACUUUUCUAUGGAUUAAUAUACAGUUUAUCCUCUUUUCUAAUUGCAUCUUACUUGAUGAUUCUUUACGUUUUUCGACGUUCCGAUGUUCGAACCUUAUUAACUUAUUGGUUUAAAGGUUCUAAUGGUAAUCGACGCUCUCAUAAUCAAUAUAAUCAGUAUACUAAUCAUCGAACCAAUAAUAAUAAUCUCAAUGGUAAUAAUGGGUUAGAGGUUAAUCGUGGUUCCAAUUGGUUUUGUUGUUGUUUCUCAGAUUCGACCAAGGAAUCAUCUUUAAUACCUAAACAUCAUCAUCAUCAUUUAGCUCAAGCAUUAUUACAAUCAGCUCAUGAGACAUCAACCCUAACCUCAUCUUCAUCUCUUGUUAAUGCUAAAUUGUUGUUAAACAAUAUUGAUGAUACAGCUACAAUUAACGGUAAAGAGCUGGCUCAUGGUUUAGUAUACGAGGAAAUUAAAUCAACUAAUAAUGAUUCACUGAUUAACCUUAACAAUUCAUCUAGAAUUGCAUCAAUCCAUUCAAUUAAUAAAAGUAAUAAUAGUAAAUUGAUUAACAAUAUUUCAUCUAAUUGUCAAUCAAAACAACAAUUGAUUAAUCAUCAUCAGAAUCAUAAUCAACCAAAACAACCAAGUUUAAUUGAAUCAACUUCAUCUACACCAUUAAUUACAAUUGAUUCAAAUAACAGUUCAUCAUCACAAGUUAAUUAUCAUCUUAAUUAUCAUGAAGCAAAUCAUGAGGUUUUCAUUAAUCCAAAAUUAAAUGCAAUUGCUAAGAAAUUUUUUGAAAAAAAUCGCCGUAAACAACAACAACAACAACAGCAACAAUUAACUAAUUACGAUAAAGAUAAAAAUAAUUUCGAUACUAAAGAUAUUCAAAGUAUAACAAGAUCAACAUCUUCAUUUAAAAGUGACCAUCAGCAAUCAGUUAAUCAUCAUCAGCAUCCAUUGACCGCAUCAAUUUUUUCAAAUCGACCUCGAUUAUCAUUUGAUAAUGGUUACCAUUCAAAUGGUCAUCCUAAAGGUCAUCAUCAUGUAAAAAGUUCAGUUUCAGGAUCUGCAUCAGUUGUUGGUGUUCCCAUGAGCAGAUCAUCAGGAUUUACAAGUGAAAUUGGUGAAUUAAUCUCGAGACUUCAUCCACCCACAAUCACUUCCUCUUCCUCUAAUAACAAGCAAAGUUUCCCACCUUCAGUUAUCACCCAACCCUUACCACCACCACCCUCAACUCUUAGCGGAUCAAUUCAAGGUCCAACAAAGGCCAAAAGUGACAUUACCUGUUGGAGUCCGUCCUCAUCGUUUCUGGCCAAAUGGCAAGGGCCACGAUCCAAUCCACCUCCAUUACCUCCCUUACCCACUCGUAAGGAGCUAAUGUCAACCGGUCGUCAACAGCCAACAGUCAUGGUGGGAACACCGAGAAGACCCCAAUUAACCGGAAAGGAUACAAUGAACAACCAACACCAAGAUCACAACAUUAAUGAUAAUCUAACUUCCGGAUUACGGGUUAAACUUUCAAACCGGAAGCUUCCACCCUCACCGUCCAAUCUUACCAAACCUUUAGUCAAGUCUUCGUCAUCGAUUCCUGGAGCCUUAGAUGAUCGAGAUGAUGAUCAAGCGGAAAUACUUUCAGUUUGCUGUGGAUCUGAGGUGAUGUCCACUGUUUCCGUUCCCUGGUCAUGUUACUCUAAGCGAACCGCUCCACCAUUUGUGUCUACCACGACAAACGCCAAUUCCGGACUCGGUGAUUCUCAUGUUCGCCCAUUCAAUUCAUCUUCAACUGGAUCUUCCUCUUGUCAUCGAUAUAAUUGUCAUUCCCAUUCCCAUUCUCAAUCACAUUCUCAUCAUCAUCAUAACCAUAGAUCUCAUAGUAAACGAUCAACCUCAAAGUCACACCAUAGGAAUAACCAUUGUAAUCGAUGUUGGGAUGUUUACUUUUGUGAUAUUUGCGAUCAUUGUACAUCUAAAUCUCCACCACCACCAACAUUACCAUCAAAUAGAAGACGAGAUGAAAUAGCCCGAGGGAAUGAAAAAGAAAUCGAACAAUCAUCAGGAACUAAGCAACAUUUAACGGGUCAAAGUUCGAAUUUAAAUUUAAAUUCUCAUUCUCAUCAUCACUCUAAUCUACCCAAAGAACAUCAUCGUUCUCAUCGUCAUCACCAUCAUCAUAAUUCACGAAUAAUUACCGAUAGUUUUUCGUCAUCAUUGAAUAAAAAAGAUUCCUCUCUACCAAUUGAUGUAGAUACACCAAACGAUAAUUCAAUUACCGUUAUCAAUUCAAUGGUCGGAUUAAAUUCAUCUUCCAAUGUUAAUUGUUAUCCACGUAAACCAGCGUCAACUGUGAGUUCAAAUGGAGUUGAAAGGAGACGAAGACGAAGAAGAAAAUCAAAUCAAUGUCCGAAACGAUCAUCUCAAGGGUCAACGGGUCAUCAUCAUCACCAUGGGUCAUGUAAACAUUUACCUCGAUCAACCAGUGUAACUGAAUAUCGUUCAUGUAAUUGUUAUAACGAUAAACAUCAACAUUAUUCAUCCUCUGAAUAGCUUUUUUUUUAUUACCAAUGUAACUUAUUAUUAUCAUAGGAAAACAAUCAAUUCUCACAAUUAAGCUUAAUCACAAAUGAUUUUACAAGCACAUCUUUAUAAAUACUUGUUUACACUUUGUUAAUUGUUUCGUGUUGAUUUUGCUAAUCAACAAACAAAACAAAACAAUCCCAUAGACACACACACACAUACACAUUGAUUGUAACUCUUUCAAAAGUUGCCUCUCAAUCAAAUCAACUUGUAAAUUGUUGACAGUCACACACACACAAAAUUAAUUAAUUGUAUCAUAUUUAUUAUAUAUUAAUACUUAUAUAUAUAUAUUGAUUACAAAAAGAUUAUACA